Messenger RNA from Mytilinidion resinicola, 219 nucleotides. RefSeq lists its product as uncharacterized. The transcript has a single exon. Gene Ontology annotation, molecular function: protein binding. The annotation marks the transcript as partial. NCBI's taxonomy places the organism in Eukaryota, Fungi, Ascomycota, Dothideomycetes, Mytilinidiales, Mytilinidiaceae. The record is from RefSeq and is a predicted model, not a curated record.
UACGGCAACGCACUCCAGGCGGCUUCACACGGAGGCCACGAGCAGAUUGUGAAGCUGCUAGUUGAGAAGGGCGCCCACGUCAACGCACAAGGUGGAGAGUACGGCAACGCACUCCAGGCGGCUUCAUACAGAGGCCACGAGCAGAUUGUGAAGCUGCUAGUUGAGAAGGGCGCCCACAUCAACGCACAAGGUGGAGUGUACGGUAACGCACUCCAGGCG